Molecule: messenger RNA, 447 nt
Organism: Cannabis sativa
Lineage: Eukaryota; Viridiplantae; Streptophyta; Magnoliopsida; Rosales; Cannabaceae
Exons: 1
Coding region: 1-447 (148 amino acids)
Source: RefSeq, a predicted model, not a curated record
AUGUAUUGUAUCUAUGGUACUCCCUACGGUGCUUCUAAAAGAGAAUUCUGGAGUUGGCUCACUGAGAAAGUGAGUGAGUGCAAUGAUCCCUGGGCUCUUGUGGGUGAUCUUAAUGUUACUCUUGACCAUACGAAAAAGAUAGGAGGUAGAGACUAUGAUGCUAGGGAAGGGGAAUUUCUGAGAAAUUUUCUGUUUAAGUGUGGUGGGAUUGACUUGGGUAGUGUUGGUGGCAUUUUCACUUGGAAGAAUUCGAGAUUGGCCCCUAACUGUAUUCGGAAACGGCUUGACAGAGUUAUUGCUGAUGGAGAUUGGUGCACUGUGUUUUCUAACGCUCGGGUACAGAAUUAUCCUAUUAUUGGCUCCGACCAUGCUCCUAUUCUUCUGGACACUUGGGGGGAAACUUUGAAACUGAAUUAUCCUUUUCGGUUUCUUCAGGUCUGGACUUAA